This is a messenger RNA of Penicillium roqueforti, 1626 nucleotides long. RefSeq lists its product as uncharacterized. The transcript has a single exon. NCBI's taxonomy places the organism in Eukaryota, Fungi, Ascomycota, Eurotiomycetes, Eurotiales, Aspergillaceae. The record is from RefSeq and is a predicted model, not a curated record. Bases 1 to 1626 code for a protein of 541 amino acids.
AUGGCGUCCCAACACAUUCAGGUACUCACGCCGCCCUCCAAAGAUGCGACCGUCCAGGCCUUCCUCCAAAACAUGCGCGCCCACAAUGAGCCCGGGAGCGUCCCGCUUGUCUUUGGCGGGGGCCAACUCCAUGCGGAAAUGCCUCUCCUCCUCAACGUGCCUGGCGCGCCGCUCCCGUGCAGGGAGCCGGGGGCCGACUUCGAGGCCGUCAACGCCCACUUUUCAGCCCAAGUGCACGCCUUUUUCAACGGUCUGCACGAGAUCGAAGACAUGGCAGCCAAGCAGUCCCCAGACGAGCCAGCCUUGAUCGACGCUGAUCGAGGUCUUCAGCCCGGCAUCUACAUUGGCAACCAGGUAAUCGAGUCUGAUCCCGACGCAUGGGGUGGUGACCGCAACUGCUUGCACCGUGCCUUCCAUAGUCGCCGCCUCACCGUCCAGAACGUGGAUAGCCUGCCUGUCCUCAACUGCGUCACCGACCUGCUCAUCGUACCCGAAGAGGCGUUUACCGGGAAACCGUUUGGUAUGCGACCCGUCUCUAUGCGCACCCCCCUCGAUCUCGCUACCCGCCUUCCUCAGCUCCGCCGGCUGCUCUGCCCCUGGCUUGGGGAGCACUUCCCCAUUCCCUUCACAUCUAAGGCACUACGUAUCAUUUCCCGCGUCUGGGCAGGUCCUUGGCGCGACGACCGCGCCGAGUUCGCACGGGGUGUGCGCCAAGCCAUGCCCUUAUUGCCGUCCUCCCUUACCAAGGUCCGUCUUUGGUUCUGGAGGCCAAACCCGUAUUGCUGGGACGAGAUGGAUCAAGCGGAGCAGUUACCUGACCUUAUUGGUACGUCGUCGUCUAUAAAUAACGAGUUUAAUAAUGUAGACCCUGUGUCUCUUGGGCUGCGGGAGCUAGGAAGUUGCCUGGAGGAACUGGAUACCUGCGCGCUUAUUACCCCCGAUCUUUUCCCCUCUGGGAGCGACGCUUUGUUAUGGAUACGCAUGCGGUACCUCCGGAUAGAAUUCCAUCCGUAUGCGCCCGACGGCAGCUGGUACUUUUCCGGCCCACGAGGGGAAGAUCCCUACCCAAUAGGUUUCGCUAUCACAAGAGAGGAGCACUACCCGCCGGGCCAGGAAAAUGACGACGAGACGCACGAGUUGAUGUCGGAGGAGAAGGACGAGUACUGGGACGACGCACCGGACAUAUACGAUCUCCGCCAGCCCGACAUGUUUCGUAUACACCCUAUUGCGGAGCGCGUUAACCCUUUACUCUUAGCGUUUGCCUUAUCUCUGCAACGGCAAAAUAUGCCCUCCCUUCAAGACGCCGAGCUGUUUACCUGGCUUACGUGGCGGCCCUCUAAUGAGCGGGCCGAAGAGUAUGAAGGGAGUGAUGAGGUGCCUCCUUCCUCGGGUGUGGAGGGGAUUUCGAUAAUGUUCCGAUGGGGGGUGAGAUAUGAGGCGCCCGCUGCUGGAGGAGAUGGGAAAGGAAAGGUGACGUGGCAUGUCGGUGAGGACUGGAGGCCGGACGACGAAGUCAUUAGGGCGUUUGAGGAUCUCGUGGGCGGACAAGACGGGGAGGGCAACAUGGUGUGGAAAGCACUUGAGUUUGUGGAAGAGAGGGAGCAAGACCCUCAGGACUUUCUGUGA